Molecule: messenger RNA, 1366 nt
Organism: Erythranthe guttata (spotted monkey flower)
Lineage: Eukaryota; Viridiplantae; Streptophyta; Magnoliopsida; Lamiales; Phrymaceae
Source: RefSeq, a predicted model, not a curated record
CUUGAUGCUUCAGAAGAGGUUCAAUCUCUGCACUCAUAAUUUCUACUAACACAUAAACUUUUUAAAGAAAAUUAAAAAAGGUAGAAAAAAGAGAAUGAUAAUCCAGUGCUCCUUCUCACCUCCUCUGCAACACUGCUUCAGAACCGCCAUUUUUAUAAGACCAAGAAACAACCCUCACUCCCCUAUUUCCUGUGCUUUUAAUGAAAAAUCUCUCCUUUUCUUUUCAAGAAAGCCCACAAAGUUGAAAUUCACUGUGCCCAGAUUUUCCCUUCAGGUACUUAAAAAGAAAAACGAGAGCUGUUCAUCGUCGACAUUGACAGAAGUUGAAGAAGCUUCGUGGAAGGUGUCGGUCGGUGAAGGCGUACGAAAGGGAACUCCGCUUUUUGUUUCCACUGUUUUGUGUUCAUCGCUUGCAUGGUUGACACCUGUACAAACGGCACAAGCAAGUGAAUAUGUAAGAGCAAAUGCGAUGUACGAGGUCGGAGAGUUCUUUGAAUUGGGAAUCCAGCUUUCGUACUUGCUUCUACUUCUAGCUUUGCUUGGUGCUGGAAGCUUCUAUGUCAUUCGUCAAGUCCUAGUUCGUAGAGAGCUCGAUCUUUCUGCAAAAGACUUACAAGAGCAAAUCAGGAGCGGUGAGGCUAACGCGACAGAGCUGUUUGAACUCGGUGCAGUGAUGUUGAGAAGAAAGGUUUAUCCAGCUGCCACCAAAUACCUUCGUCAAGCAAUCGAUAAAUGGGACGGAGAUAAUCAAGAUCUUGCACAAGUUUAUAAUGCACUUGGAGUGACUUACGUUCUCGAUGAAAAAGUCGAAAAGGGCAUCGCCCAAUUCGAGACGGCCGUGAAACUUCAGCCAGGUUACGUAACCGCAUGGAAUAACUUAGGCGAUGCAUAUGAAAAAACCAACGACAUAAAAUCCGCUCUAAGGGCAUUUGAGGAAGUUGUACUUUUCGAUCCUAAUAACAAGAUUGCUCGUCCAAGAAGAGACGCACUCAAGGCGAAAGUAGACAUGUACAGAGGUGUUUCUGUGAAAACGAUCAAGAAGAAUAAACUUGCGGAUAAGAUUUGAUUGGAAAUGGAAAGCAGCAUGGGAAUAAAGAAGUUGAUGAAAGAUCCAAAAUGACGACAUCUAAUUUUAUUUUAUUUUUGUUCUCGGUUUGAUUUUAUUCCUUUUGGUGUACAACUUAUUGUCCAAAUCAAUUUGUAUAAACAAAACUUAGGUCGGUGUUUGCAAAAGUUUAUUUAAAAGCAUAAAGUGCGUAAGUGAUUGUAUUUGUGAGUUAAGUGGCCAUUAAGUGCUUAUUUUCAAAAGUUUGGGGGUGUUUGUAAAUAUUCUGCAAAAUGAACUUAAACAGCAUAAGUUGGCCUA